UUCGGCGCCGUUGCUAUGGCGGUGAGCAGAAACGUGCCAGUAGCCUUGGUCGCUUUGUCAUGCCACGGACGGUCUCCAAUGUGCGGCCAGCGGGACACAUGUUCUCCAGCCGGUCAACCUUGAUGAGAAGCUCGCUAAGAUAAACCUUCCCUCUCUUCCCUUUCCUCCACCAUGUCCGAUUCGUCUGAUUUCCAACGAGGACAUUCUCGCCAUGAUACCGCACUGAUUCACGGACUGUCGCAGUCGGAAGUCCAGAAGUUGUCCGAGGCGUGCAUUGAGGCAAAAGGAAGGGCAUAUUGCCCAUAUUCGCACUUCAGAGUAGGAGCUGCGUUGCUGCUGAAGAGCGGUGAAGUCGUCCUGGGAGCAAAUGUCGAAAAUGCGUCAUAUCCCGUUGGCACCUGUGCCGAACGAACGGCAAUUGGUACUGCAGUCGUCCAACAUGGCGCGAAGCAAGGUGAUAUCCGAGCAAUAGCUGUUGCAACAGACAUCAGCCCACCGGCAAGCCCAUGCGGCAUGUGCCGCCAGUUCAUCCGGGAGUUUUGCGAGACCAGUGUGCCGAUUCUCAUGUAUGACAAGGAUGGAAAGUCGACGGUCAUGACGCUCGAGCAGCUCCUGCCCAUGUCGUUUGGUCCGGAGAAGCUCUUGCCACCGGACCAGCUGGCAAACGGACUUUCACAGUAGCAUUGUGAUGUCCAGCAGCUUGUUACACGCACGAUGCUGUGGAAGGCGAGAACUGCUUGAGAGUGUGACUGGUCGCAUUCAUGGCUCGGGGAAUGCGCAGCAUGUAAGCGAGGAGAUGCGGAGGGCGGCAAAGGUGAGCACUGCGAAGUCCGCGCAGAGAUAUACUGUAGGCAGACAGACAUCAUUGGAAAGUCCACAGUAUUCGAUAUCAGGCAAAUGCCUGUGUUAUUAGACUUCA
This is a messenger RNA of Cercospora beticola, 919 nucleotides long. RefSeq names its product cytidine deaminase (gene CDD1). NCBI's taxonomy places the organism in Eukaryota, Fungi, Ascomycota, Dothideomycetes, Mycosphaerellales, Mycosphaerellaceae. Gene Ontology annotation, molecular function: zinc ion binding; cytidine deaminase activity. The record is from RefSeq and is a predicted model, not a curated record. Gene Ontology annotation, cellular component: cytosol.